This is a messenger RNA of Theobroma cacao (cacao), 834 nucleotides long. Its product is annotated as ribosome maturation factor. The record is from RefSeq and is a predicted model, not a curated record. Lineage: Eukaryota; Viridiplantae; Streptophyta; Magnoliopsida; Malvales; Malvaceae.
CAGCUCUCCUAUUCCUUAAAGAAAUAACCAAGCACAACUAAACCUCACCUUCGCUAACCAACCUCUCUCUCUCUCUCAAUCUCCAACAACAUGCAGAGACAGUCUUUAGGCUCACCGAGCUCCAAGCUCCACAUCCAUGGAGGAGAAGAGAGUUCACAAGCCGAGGACCCGAAACGCCGAGUAAUCAUCGACGACGACGACGCUGACCGGAAAGACUCCAAGCCUCGCCGACUGUCGUUUUCGCCUACGUCUUCACCAUCGUCGUCGUUGACAUCGCCUCCUAAGCCUGAGAAGUUUAUCCACCUUAUUCCUGUUCUCACUCUCCUUUGUUUUCUCAUUCUCUACCUCUCUUCCCACAGUCCUUCGCAAUCUGAUUUGGCUCAUUUCAAUGGAUUCAAGCAUUCCUCAAAGCAUUUAGAUUCACGUGAAAUCAGCGACGUCGGCCGAUUCAUUGAGCUUCGGAGAGGCGAUGUUUUGGCGAUUCGAAGCCUGAGGAAUUUGCAAGAACUUGACAAAUACGUCCCUAAAUCUCGGCCCCACCGAAAAAUAGCCGAUUUCUAAGACGCGUUCUGUCGGUUUAUCUCUUUCACUCUCUCUCUCCCCCCUCUCUCCUCCUGCCGUUUCUUCUUGCUCUAGCUGACCAUAAGUUCGCACGUGCUGACUGUUCUUGCACGUGCGAGACAUUUUGUGCCCAUAAUUUUUUUAUUGCACGUGUAUAUUUAUAUUGCAUGUCAAUAUGUUGGCUUGUGAAGCAAAUAUCUUAGCUGGCGCUACGUGUGGCGCCUGUUCAAUUUUAUCAUCUUCGUUGAGAUGAAUAAUAUUUUUGUAUAUAAA